CCCGGGCGACGGGUCACGUGGCUGCAGCUGAGAGACACGUUGUAUUCACGCGCCUUUUCUGCACACACUCUCAUGCACACACUCUUUCUCCCUGUCUCGCGCACACACACACGCACACACACGGCAACACUGUAAUUCGCUUCAAACAUGAAGCUAUUCAUUUUAACUGCUGCGUUUUUGCAUUGCGUGUGUGCAUCUCCUCUCUUUACAGAAAAAGAGGAGUAUGUCUUCAAAACAUGGAUGUCUGAGCACGGUAAACAGUACGACCUGGAUGAGUAUUACCACCGGCUGCAGAUCUUCACCGAGAACAAGAAGAAAAUUGACACACACAAUGCUGGAAAUCACAAGUUCAGAAUGGGACUGAACCAGUUCUCAGAUAUGACCUUUGCUGAAUUCAAGAAAUUCUACCUCCUCAAGGAGCCUCAGGAGUGCAACGCUACCAAAGGGAAUCACGUUCGAGGUGCUGCCUUGUACCCAGACUCCAUUGACUGGAGAAAGAAAGGAAACUAUGUCUCUGAAGUAAAAAAUCAGGGUGGUUGUGGAAGCUGCUGGACUUUCUCUACCACAGGCUGCCUGGAGUCCGUCACGGCCAUCGCCACGGGGAAACUCCCUUUACUGUCAGAACAGCAGUUGGUGGAUUGCGCUGGUGCGUUCAAUAACCACGGCUGUAACGGUGGACUUCCCAGUCAAGCCUUUGAGUACAUCAUGUACAACAAAGGGCUUAUGACAGAGGAAGACUAUCCCUAUGUCGGGCGAGAUGGACAGUGUAAGUUCGACCCCAAGCUUGCUGCUGUCUUUGUGAAGGAUGUGGUGAACAUCACAAAAUAUGACGAGAUGGGCAUCGUGGACGCCGUGGCCAGGCUCAACCCGGUCAGCAUCGCUUUCGAGGUCAUCUCGGAUUUCAUGCACUACAAAGACGGAGUGUACACCAGCACUGUAUGUCAGAACACUACAGACACGGUGAAUCACGCCGUGCUCGCUGUGGGUUACGCCGAGGAGAACGGCACCCCCUACUGGAUCGUGAAGAACUCUUGGGGCCCCACCUGGGGCAUUGACGGAUAUUUCUACAUCGAGCGAGGGAAGAACAUGUGCGGUCUUGCUGCUUGUGCUUCAUAUCCUUUGAUUUGAACUAUUAGGACUGAAAACUGAAAGUCAUCUGAAAUCCUACCAUCAAAUACACACCAUGAGAAAGCCACGAUAUUCACUAUGGCUUUAGAUUAUUUUGUUUGUGUGUGUUAAUCAGGAAUAAGACACAUUUGCUGCAUUUAUUUAAAAAAAAAAUCAUUUUACCUCUUGGUAUUGACAUUAAUUACACUCGUGAUUUUCUUUUUAACACUUUAAUCAAAGCUUCUGAAUGUUCUAGAUCUUUUUGAAUGGGCGACAGCUGAUUUGAAUAAAAUAAUACUAAAAAAUAAAAUAUUCUGUUUUCACUGAA
This is a messenger RNA of Hemibagrus wyckioides, 1435 nucleotides long. RefSeq names its product cathepsin H (gene ctsh). Gene Ontology annotation, cellular component: lysosome. The coding region runs from base 148 to 1128 and encodes 326 amino acids. The record is from RefSeq and is a predicted model, not a curated record. The transcript has 12 exons. Gene Ontology annotation, molecular function: cysteine-type endopeptidase activity. Gene Ontology annotation, biological process: immune response. NCBI's taxonomy places the organism in Eukaryota, Metazoa, Chordata, Actinopteri, Siluriformes, Bagridae.